GAGAGAAGUGUAGAGUGAAUAUAGUUGAGCCCUGAAAGUACAUCCCACUGCUUAGUGUCAGCUGUGAGUCAGAGAGCAAGAGAGAGAGAGAGAGAGAGAGGGGCUGGGUCUUGGUCUUGCAUGGGCAGGUUACAAACUGCAUGCAGCCACCUGAAGACCAGGCAGUCGGAGCGAAAGUUUUUCCAGUGUGGUGUGUUGAGGUGAGGUCAGGUGGGUGUGUAGUUGACGUCGCCGUGGACUGUGCAUGCAUGGUGGAGCACGUUGUGGCGUUUGUUUGGUCGUCUCUAUGUAUAAGUAUGAAAGUAGCUCCCUGAGCAGUAGCUGCAGAGGCACAGAGAGGAUUUUGCCCGCUCCAGCUCCUUCCUAGCAAAGCCGCCGAGAGGGAAAAGAUGAAGGAUGCCAUCAGCAGCGCCCUGGCAGACUUCUUCUUCGAGUACGAGACCCCCCGGCAGGUCCUGGUGCGGAGCAAGCGUGUGGGGAUAGUGUGCCGGCUCAUUCAGCUCGGGGUCCUGGCUUACAUCAUUGGGUGGGUCUUCAUCUAUGAGAAGGGCUACCAGAUCGAGGACACUGCCAUCGGCUCCGUCCUGACUAAGAUGAAGGGAGUGGGCUACACUAACGUGAGCGGACAGGAGAGGCUGUGGGACGUGGCAGACUAUGUCUUCCCAGAACAGGGUGACGCUUCGUUCGUGGUCAUGACGAACUACAUAAUCACCGCAGGGCAGAGACAAGCCAAGUGCCCAGAGCUUCAAGACGGCAAGCAGCGCUGCACCUCAGACAGUGACUGCGAAGAGGGAAGAUACAAACGGCACAUGACAGGGAAAUGUGUCAACCAAACGGAGACCUGCGAAGUGUUCGCCUGGUGCCCUGUGGAAGACGACCGCAAAAUUCCAGAGCCCCCUCUAUUGAUGGCUGCAGAGAAUUACACACUCUUCAUCAAAAACUCCAUUACCUUCCCUCAGUUUGAAGUUGUCCGGAGUAACCUGGUUGAGGGUGUGGACAGUAAGUACCUAAAGAAGUGUCUCUACCACGAGAAAAACGACCCACUCUGCCCCAUCUUCAAACUCGGAGACAUUGUGAAGCUGUCUGGUUUCACCUUCCAAGAAAUAGCUGUUGAGGGUGGGGCGAUUGGCAUUCUCAUCGACUGGAUUUGUAAUCUGGAUUAUAGUCUGAGACACUGCAAACCGAAAUAUUACUUCCACGGCCUCUACGGUAAAGCCGGCGAAGCGGACAAGGCCAGAACUUCACUUGGCUACAACUUCAGGCAUGCAAAAUAUUACACUGAGGACAGAGUGGAGAAGAGAACGCUGAUGAAAGUGUUUGGCAUCCGCUUCAAUGUUAUUGUCCGUGGACUGGCAAGAAAAUUUGACAUCAUUCCAACUCUGACUGCAAUUGGAUCUGGGGUGGGGAUCUUUGGAGUGGCAACUGUAAUAUGUGACCUUGUGUUGCUGUACCUAUUGCCCAAGAGAGAUUUCUACAAGAACAUGAAGUUCAAAUCAACCACCAUGGAGGAGGAAGUUAAUGGCUGUGCGUCACCUGAGGGCGAUCUGAAUUUGGCAGACGUGACCACCAAAGACACAGCUCCGGUGAAGGUGGGAGUGAAGGCCAGCUCCCUACUCCAUGCUCCACAGCCCUCGUUCUCGGUCCUUCAGCAUCCCCUCCAAAAACCCUUCCGUCAGCCUCACUGCUGAUUCAACUGACGGCACUGAGAAGAGCACAUCAUCACACAGACACACACUGGAGUAGAUUAUGGACACUGAAUCAAAGCCACUCUUCACAGUGAUGAGACUAUGUUCCUUUGGACUUAAAACAGUGGAAAUCACAGGUCAUGUUUUUUUUCCCAUAUAAAUAAUGUGGACCUGUUAUCUCUGUCUCUUGGGCAUGUUGUUGUGGGUGGACAAUGAUCACACACUAGUCAUUUCACAAGGGAGAUGUCAUACAAUCACAACUUUUCGGUCAAAUGCCCUCAGGUUGCUCCAAAGUCGACUGAAACAUUGUGAUUGUGAUCGCAGGAUGGACCAUGUGUGAGAUUUUUUUAUUAUCAUUAUUUUAACUAAGUUGUUCACUGUCAGUCACCACCAAGUCCAACACACCUGUUAUUUUUGAGGUCUGCGAAAAAUGUUUUGAAGUUGUUGUUGGAUCUGUUCGGACAUUUCAUUCGUAAAGGCCUUUGGGGCGGGAUGGUAUUUAAUUCAGGUCAAUGUUCUGUCCAUAGCACAUGAGCACAUAUAAAUAAAAAAAACAUAUUCUUUGAAAGGGUCUACAUAAGGGUGUCAUGUAACCUUCAUUAGAAUGACAUAACACAUCAGGAACAUCAAUUAAUGUUUCUGACAUGUGUCAUGAUGACACAUUAUUAAUGUUUACGAUUGUUGUAAUGUGUCAUUCGUUUUUGGGAUGU
This is a messenger RNA of Engraulis encrasicolus (European anchovy), 2395 nucleotides long. RefSeq names its product purinergic receptor P2X, ligand-gated ion channel, 1 (gene p2rx1). The coding region runs from base 390 to 1688 and encodes 432 amino acids. Gene Ontology annotation, biological process: calcium ion transmembrane transport; response to ATP. The transcript is spliced from 13 exons. Gene Ontology annotation, cellular component: plasma membrane; nuclear inner membrane. The record is from RefSeq and is a predicted model, not a curated record. Gene Ontology annotation, molecular function: purinergic nucleotide receptor activity; ATP binding; extracellularly ATP-gated monoatomic cation channel activity. Lineage: Eukaryota; Metazoa; Chordata; Actinopteri; Clupeiformes; Engraulidae.